Molecule: messenger RNA, 1320 nt
Organism: Vitis riparia (riverbank grape)
Lineage: Eukaryota; Viridiplantae; Streptophyta; Magnoliopsida; Vitales; Vitaceae
Product: WAT1-related protein At5g40240-like
Exons: 7
Coding region: 166-1206 (346 amino acids)
Cellular component (GO): plasma membrane
Molecular function (GO): transmembrane transporter activity
Source: RefSeq, a predicted model, not a curated record
UCUCCCGCAUGUUAUCUUAAGUUGGAGCUCAGAUCAAGAUCAUAAUCAAGCCAAAUGAUGUGAUGAUCUAUAUAACAGAGAUAUCUUCAGGGCUAUUCUUAAUUCUCAUCCCAACACCAAGUAAGGCAAUUCGAGAGAGAGAGAGAGAGAGAGAGAGAGAGGAAAAUGGGAGUGAUGGGAACUGUUUCACUGCCUUUUCUGGGAAUGGUGAUUGUGGUGUUUACUCAAGUUACCAACAUGAUAGUGAGCAAAAUGGCUAUGUCCAAUGGCCUGAGCUCAUUCGUCCUUGUUCUCUACUCUAACGCCAUCUCUGCCGUCAUCCUUCUCCCCCUUUCCCUUCUCUUCCACAGGUCUCCAAGGCCUCCACUGACCUUCUCCAUUCUCUGCAGAUUCUUCUUGCUCGCCCUGAUUGGAUGUUUUGCUCAAAUAUUUGGAUAUGCUGGUGUCCAGUACAGUUCUCCUACACUUGGCUCAGCAAUGCUUAACCUCGUUCCAGCCUUCACCUUCAUACUUGCCGUCAUUUGCAGGAUGGAAAAACUAGAAUUGAAAAAAUCAAGUAGCCUAGCUAAAUCAGUGGGAGCCUUGGUAUCAGUUGCAGGGGCAUUUGUUGUGACAUUCUACAAGGGCCCACCAGUCAUGUUCUCAUCCUCAUUUUCUGACUCAUCUAACCAAAUUUUCUCAUCCCAAUCACAUUGGGUCCUUGGAGGAUUUCUUCUUGCUGAUGAAUCUUUGUUGGCUUCAAUGUGGUACAUUUUGCAGGCCACAAUCCUAAAGAAACACCCAGCAGUGCUGACCAUAACCUUUUUCUACUGCUUCUUUAUUUCUAUCAUAUCUUUGGCAAUUUCUCUUGUUGCAGAACAAGACCCUAGCGCUUGGAGGUUAAAACUUGAUGUGGGGUUGCUUGCUGUCUUAUAUUCCGCAAUUGUUGGAAAUGUAAUCCGCAUCAGCAUGUGUACAUGGUGCGUGCGGAGGGCCGGACCUCUCUUUUGUUCCAUGUUCAAGCCCUUAGGGAUAGUAUUCGCUUUUGUCAUGGGCGUCAUCUUUUCAGGGGAUGCUCUUCAUCUUGGAAGUUUGGUGGGAGCAAUUAUAAUUGUAAGUGGAUUUUAUGCUGUGAUGUGGGGAAAGGCAAAAGAGGCAGAAGAAGGUAGGUUAGAAUGCAGCCGAAAGGUCCCUCUCUUGCAAAACCAGACAGAUGUAUCCGUAUAGAGAAAUAGAAACUAGCAUGAAUAGUAGGUUUUUAUUUUCGUCCCUACUGUAUAAUCAUGUUAUGUGCCUUCAACACCCAAGUUGAAUAAGAUUAUCACACCUCGUUGCAAAUCA